UUUUUUCCUCUUUUUUUUUUUUUUUUUUUUUUUCUUUCCUUCAUCACCUUGUUUUUUAAAUGGUUAUUAGUAACCCAUUCCGUUCUUCGAAAUGGAGACAACGAUCUACGACGGCCGAGCUCAAUGACACAGUAAUAGCAGCUCCUGUAGCGCCACCCUCACCUCCUGAUUCCACUAUCGUCAAAAAGAAUAAGCCUACACCUCCAUUUAAUUCAGAUAGCUUGUUGGAUGGUAUUGGUGAUUACAUAUUUCAAUCUCCAUUGGGUGGCGGUAAAUUUAGUAAAGUACUUUUAUCCUAUCAUUACCUGACAGGUUUAAAAGUUGCCAUCAAGAUGAUCAACAAGAAGGAACAUAAAUACCGUGUCAUGUCCAGGCUGGUACGCGAAAUUGCUAUUAUGGAAAUAUUGGAUCAUCAAAAUAUAGUUAAAUUGUACGAGACCUAUGAAACCGCUGAUACACUUUAUAUUAUUAUGGAAUAUGUUCCAGGUUAUAAUCUUGAAGAAUACCUCAAGUCAAUUGAUAAUAGCACUAUACCUGAACAGCAAGCGCGUGAUAUUAUUCGUCAGGUGGUUAGAGCUGUGGACCACUGCCAUUCUAAAUGGAUUGUACAUAGAGAUCUUAAGACUCCCAAUAUAUUAUUAACUCCAGAUCAUCAUGUCAAAAUAGCGGAUUUUGGAUUAGGAAAUAGAUUUGGUUUACAGCGUUUGAGAACCGUGUGUGGUUCGUUAUUAUACUAUAGCCCGGAAAUAAUGACGCAGCGUUCCUAUGUUGGUCCAGAGGUAGAUUCGUGGUGUUUGGGCAUCAUGUUGUAUAGAAUGACAGCAGGUCUUGAACUCUUUGCACACGCUAAAACACAACCUGAGUUAAGGAAACUUGUCAUCGGUCACCGCUACCAGUUUCCAUCUCGAUUAAGCCAAGAGCUUCAAGAGACUAUAAAAAAGUUCUUGGCUGUAGAUAGAUUUGAUCGCCUAAGUUUAAAGAAUUUUUUGAGCAACGAUCCAUGGUUCAACGAUUUUGGUAAUUUACCGGAUGUAUUUGAAGAGCGCGUACCCAAUGUAUUGUAUCAUGCGAACGAAGUGACGGAGUCUUAUGCAACAUCUGUUCGAGACGAUGACAAUACAAAGAUUCAACUAUGCUCACAAAAUAGUAAGAAGUUACAUCUACAAGAUCUUACCGAAGAAAAAAAGCGGGGCUGCAAGGUUCCAAAGACGGUAAUUUACCAUAUUACAAAUGCGUCCACGUAUUUUACGGGAACAGCACCUCAUUCUUCCCAAAACCCUAUCAAUUUGGACGCACAAAAGGUGGCAAAGGCAGAAUUACACAAUAGUACAACUCCGCACCGAAAAUAUUCGACACUUUUCACAAAAAUUUGAGUUCCUUUAGUCAUGCAUUUUUUUAAAACCAAA
Messenger RNA from Mucor mucedo, 1406 nucleotides. Its product is annotated as kinase-like domain-containing protein. The record is from RefSeq and is a predicted model, not a curated record. The transcript has 4 exons. Bases 60 to 1373 code for a protein of 437 amino acids. Gene Ontology annotation, molecular function: ATP binding; protein serine/threonine kinase activity. Gene Ontology annotation, cellular component: cytoplasm. Lineage: Eukaryota; Fungi; Mucoromycota; Mucoromycetes; Mucorales; Mucoraceae. Gene Ontology annotation, biological process: intracellular signal transduction; protein phosphorylation.